Penicillium bovifimosum is the source of this 504-nucleotide messenger RNA. RefSeq names its product short coiled-coil protein. The record is from RefSeq and is a predicted model, not a curated record. Lineage: Eukaryota; Fungi; Ascomycota; Eurotiomycetes; Eurotiales; Aspergillaceae. Gene Ontology annotation, cellular component: trans-Golgi network. Bases 1 to 504 code for a protein of 167 amino acids. The transcript has 2 exons.
AUGGCAGCAGAUACCGAUAUGACUGGAGCCUCCCCUGUUGAUACCCUGCCGCACCCAAACGACGGUGGCCGCAUGCAUAUGUCAUCUCUUUCAUCAUCCUCUUCUAUAUCCGACGCAGAAACUGAGCGUCGAGGCCGAUCAGAACGUCCCCGAAUGGCGAGCCGCAAACCCAGUGCCUCGAUUCUGGUUCCCCGGGAUCACCCCGAAAUUGAAAUAGAGGAAGAAGAAUUUCCCCCCGACGACGCCCGCGCGAUGAGUCCACGUCGUAAUUCUGCCGAUCUGGAGCGUUUAGGCAAGGAAGCCAGACAGACCCUUCAAGAGCAAGCCAAGGCCCUACAAUCAUCAUUACAAGCUCUCGCCGAACGCAUCGAUGCAGUUAAAUCCGACCACGACAAGUUGGAGAACGAGAACAAGAUACUUCAAGACUAUAUUGGCGGUCUCACUCGCAACAUGACCAAGAGCGAAAUGACACGCAGUACGAAAGUCCGCAAAGCACAGAAGUAA